CCACCACCACCUUACGAGUACAAGUCACCUCCUCCACCUGCUCAUUCUCCACCACCACCUUACGAGUACAAGUCACCUCCUCCACCUGCUCAUUCUCCACCACCACCUUACGAGUACAAGUCACCUCCUCCACCUGCUCAUUCUCCACCACCACCUUAUGAGUACAAGUCUCCUCCACCACCUGUCCACUCCCCACCACCACCUUAUGAGUACAAGUCACCUCCUCCACCUCCUUCGCAUUCACCAUCACCAUAUUACUACAAAUCACCACCACCACGGCCUCCAUACUAUUACAAAUCUCCACCUCCUCCCUCACCAUCACCUCCACCUCCUUACAUCUACAAGUCUCCACCCCCUCCUUCUAGUCCACCCCCGAAGCCUUACUACUACAAGUCUCCUCCACCGCCGGUUCACUCGCCUCCACCACCUUAUUACUACAAGUCUCCACCACCACCACCACCUCCUUAUGUCUACAAGUCUCCACCACCUCCUUCAAGUCCACCCCAAAAGCCAUACUACUACAAGUCUCCUCCACCACCGGUUCAUUCGCCUCCACCGCCUUAUUACUACAAGUCUCCACCACCCCCCUCGCCCUCACCUCCGCCUCCUUACUACUAUAAAUCUCCACCACCACCGGUCAAGUCUCCACCACUACCACCUUACUAUUAUAAGUCUCCACCGCCACUACCACCUUACUAUUAUAAGUCUCCACCACCGCCUCCCAAGUCUCCGCCACCACACCCUUACUACUAUAAAUCUCCACCACCACCACCACCACCCAAGCACCUUCCUCCUCCAUACUACUACAAAUCUCCUCCACCACCUUCACAUCCGCUGCCACCUCCAUACUACUACAAAUCUCCACCACCACCACCACCACCCAAGCACCUUCCUCCUCCAUACUACUACAAAUCUCCUCCACCACCAUCACAUCCGCUACCACCUCCAUACUACUACAAAUCUCCACCACCACCACCACCCAAGCACCUUCCUCCUCCAUACUACUACAAAUCUCCUCCACCACCUUCACAUCCGCUACCACCUCCAUACUACUACAAAUCUCCACCACCACCCAAGCACCUUCCUCCUCCGUACCAUUACCCUCCUCAUAUGCACCAUCCGAUGAUAGUCAAGGUGGUUGGAAAAGUCUACUGCUACAGAUGCUAUGACUGGGGAUAUCCAAUCAAAUCACACGACAAGAAGCAUCUCAAAGGUGCCGUAGUGGAGGUAACUUGCAAGGUUGGAAAGGAUGAGAUCAAGGCCUAUGGUACCACUAAGAUCAACGGCAAAUAUAGCAUCUUAGUCAAAGGGUUUGACUAUAACAAGGACGGUGGGGCUGAGGCCUGCAAGGCGAAGCUCCACGCUGCACCCAAACAUUCACCAUGUAAGAUCCCCACCGACCUUCACUGGGGCAAAAAGGGUGCCAAGCUCAAGGUCAAGUCCAAGAAUCACUAUGAAGUUGUGCUCAAAGCUAAGCCAUUCGCUUAUGCUCCAAAGACUCCUUACAAGGAGUGUGAGAAAUCCAAGCCCAAGCCCAAGCCAAUGCCCAAAUCUCCACCACCACCGGUUUACCAUCCUCCAUAUGUCUACAAAUCUCCACCACCACCGGUUUACCAUCCUCCAUACAUCUAUAAGUCUCCACCACCACCGAUUUAUCAUCCACCCUACAUGUACAAGUCUCCUCCACCACCUGUUUACUACCCACCACCCACUUACAUCUAUAAGUCACCACCACCACCACCACCUUACAUCUACAAGUCUCCACCACCUCCAGCCCAUUUACCGCCACCAUACUACUACAAGUCCCCACCACCACCAGUCUACUCCCCUCCACCUCCAUACUAUUACAGUUCAUCACCAUCCCAUCUCUUCCCUGCCCUACACGAGAGUUCCUCCUUCACUGGUGCACUUCUCCAAUUACCAUCUUACAUAUAA
Molecule: messenger RNA, 1935 nt
Organism: Juglans regia (Persian walnut)
Lineage: Eukaryota; Viridiplantae; Streptophyta; Magnoliopsida; Fagales; Juglandaceae
Product: extensin-1
Exons: 2
Biological process (GO): plant-type cell wall organization
Molecular function (GO): structural constituent of cell wall
Source: RefSeq, a predicted model, not a curated record